UCCACCAGAUUCUUAUUUACAACAAAAAGAAUCCUCAACUACAAAAACUUGUGAGACCAAAACUAGCUUGGUUAUUUGAGAAAGAUAAUUUAAAAAAAAACACAAAGACCACUUUUCUAUUAGGGAAUGCUUUUGGGUUUGAACCGAGGAUUUGUUAGGCAGAAAUGGAGCAGAAGAGUGUAUUGUUUUCAGCGUUAGGCGUUGGUGUUGGGCUAGGUCUCGGGCUAGCGUCAGGUCAAGGUUUAGGCAAAUGGGCAAACGGCUCGGUCACUGCAGAGGAUGGGCUUACGGGAGAAAAGAUUGAGCAAGAGUUGGUGAGGCAGAUUGUUGAUGGAAGAGAGAGUAGCGUCACUUUCGACGAGUUUCCUUAUUUCCUUAGCGAGAAAACUCGGCUUUUAUUGACAAGUGCAGCUUAUGUUCAUCUAAAGCAGUUUGAUAUCUCCAAGCACACACGUAAUCUUGCACCUGCGAGUAAGGCCAUUCUACUGUCUGGACCUGCUGAAUUUUACCAGCAGAUGCUUGCAAAAGCAUUGGCUCAUUAUUUUGAAUCGAAACUAUUGCUACUAGAUGUAACCGACUUCUCUAUUAAGAUGCAGAGCAAGUACGGGUGCGUCAGGAAGGAACCUUGUCACAAGAGGUCUAUUUCAGAGAUGACAUUGGACAAAAUGUCGAAUUUGAUGGGGUCUUUCUCUAUGCUCACCCAAAGGGAAGAACCAAGAGGUACCUUGCGUAGGCUCACUAGUGGCAACGAUCUUUCUUCAAGGGGCUUUGAAGGUUCAAGCCAUCCUAAUCGACUGAAGCGAAAUGCUUCUGCUGCUUCUGAUAUCAGUAGCAUAUCUUCCCGUUCUGCAACUUCCGUUUCAGCUUCAAGCAAACGCAAUACAAACUUGUGCUUUGAUGAGAAACUCUUCCUUCAGUCACUUUACAAGGCCUUGGUUUCGGUUUCUGAAACCAAUCCCAUCAUAAUAUACCUAAGGGACGUCGAGAAGCUUAUUCAAUCAGAAAGGUUCUACAAGCUGUUCCAGAGGCUCUUGUCCAAACUUUCUGGCCCCGUUCUACUUCUCGGAUCAAGACUAUUAGAACCUGAAGAUGACUGCCAAGAAGUAGGAGAAGGCAUUUCCGCUUUGUUUCCUUACAACAUUGAGAUCAGACCACCGGAGGAUGAGUCUCAGCUCAUGAGCUGGAAAACGAGAUUCGAAGACGACAUGAAACAGAUACAGUUUCAGGACAACAAGAACCACAUAGCUGAGGUCCUUGCCGCUAAUGACCUCGAAUGCGAUGACUUAGGUUCCAUAUGCCAUGCGGAUACAAUGUUCCUGAGCAGUCACAUUGAGGAGAUUGUGGUUUCUGCAAUCUCUUACCAUCUGAUGAACAAUAAAGAACCUGAAUACAAAAACGGAAGGCUUGUAAUAUCUUCCAACAGCUUGUCCCAUGGACUGAGCAUACUGCAAGAAGGUAACUCCUUGAAGAUGGACAGAAACAUUGACUCCAAGGUGCAGGGAGAUGAAAGUGAAGGGAUAAUAAAGAGUGAGUCCAAAUCUGAGACGGUUCCUGCAGCGAAGAAUGAAUGUCCCCUGCCUCCAAAAGCACCUGAGGUGGCUCCUGAUAAUGAAUUUGAGAAGCGGAUAAGACCAGAGGUUAUCCCAGCAAAUGAGAUCGGUGUGACGUUUGCUGAUAUAGGUUCACUGGACGAAACCAAAGAAUCACUUCAAGAGCUUGUCAUGCUUCCUCUUCGUAGGCCUGACCUGUUCAAAGGUGGUCUCCUCAAGCCUUGCAGGGGUAUCCUCCUCUUUGGACCACCUGGUACCGGGAAAACUAUGAUGGCAAAAGCCAUUGCUAACGAAGCUGGAGCUAGUUUUAUAAACGUGUCCAUGUCCACAAUCACUUCGAAGUGGUUUGGAGAAGACGAGAAGAACGUGAGAGCUUUGUUCACCUUAGCAGCUAAAGUGUCUCCCACUAUUAUAUUUGUGGAUGAAGUGGAUAGCAUGCUGGGGCAGAGGACUAGAGUUGGAGAGCAUGAAGCUAUGAGGAAGAUUAAAAAUGAGUUCAUGACACAUUGGGAUGGGCUUAUGUCGAGUUCUGGUGAUAGGAUUCUUGUUCUUGCAGCGACAAACAGGCCUUUUGAUCUAGAUGAAGCCAUCAUUAGAAGGUUUGAACGAAGAAUCAUGGUUGGUCUUCCACCGGUUGAGAGCAGAGAGAAGAUCUUGAGAACGUUAUUGUCAAAAGAGAAAACAGAGAAUCUUGAUUUCCAUGAGCUUGCGCAGAUGACAGAUGGAUACAGUGGAAGUGACCUUAAGAACUUUUGCACAACAGCUGCAUAUAGACCCGUGAGGGAGUUGAUAAAGCAGGAAUGCUUGAAAGACCAGGAGAGGAAGAAGAGAGAAGAAGCAGAGAAGGGUAGUGAAGAGGAAUCCGAAGCAAAAGAAGAAGAAGGAUCUGAGGAGAGAGUUAUAACGCUGAGAGCUUUGAGCAUGGAAGACAUGAGAGUGGCUAAAAGCCAGGUUGCUGCUAGCUUUGCAGCCGAAGGAGCAGGGAUGAAUGAACUGAAGCAGUGGAAUGAUUUGUAUGGAGAAGGAGGCUCCAGGAAGAAGGAACAGCUCUCUUACUUCCUUUGA
Messenger RNA from Raphanus sativus (radish), 2615 nucleotides. RefSeq lists its product as uncharacterized. The record is from RefSeq and is a predicted model, not a curated record. The transcript has 13 exons. The coding region runs from base 165 to 2615 and encodes 816 amino acids. Gene Ontology annotation, molecular function: ATP hydrolysis activity; ATP binding. Lineage: Eukaryota; Viridiplantae; Streptophyta; Magnoliopsida; Brassicales; Brassicaceae. Gene Ontology annotation, cellular component: mitochondrial outer membrane.